Molecule: messenger RNA, 2641 nt
Organism: Stomoxys calcitrans (stable fly)
Lineage: Eukaryota; Metazoa; Arthropoda; Insecta; Diptera; Muscidae
Exons: 2
Coding region: 19-2343 (774 amino acids)
Biological process (GO): DNA integration
Molecular function (GO): nucleic acid binding
Source: RefSeq, a predicted model, not a curated record
CAUUUGCCUCCCGAAGACAUGUAUGACCUGAAUUUUUUGAGACUGGAUGAGACAAGCUCCACAAAGACUCUUGGAGUAAUGUGGAACGCUUUGACCGACAGUUUUUCUUACGCGCUGAAUCCUAUAAACACAACUACAACCCUGACUAAACGAAAGGUGCUGUCGGCCGUCAGUCAGUUAUUUGAUCCAGCAGGCUGGAUAACUCCAGUCAUCAUACGAGCCAAGAUACUAAUGCAGCAGUUAUGGCUUGAAGGGUUGGAUUGGGAUUCACCCAUAAGCGAGGAGUCACACUUAACCUGGGAGGGUCUCAUGAAAGAUUUCUCCCAUAUUAUUGACCUAAGAAUACCGCGCUGGAUUCGAUAUAUGCCAUCUGAUCGCGUUCAGAUCCAUGGCUUUGCUGAUGCUUCUAAAGCAGCAUAUUGCGCUUGCGUGUACAUAGUGGUUGAUUCGGGAUUUGAGUCUUGCUCCAACCUACUGAUUGCAAAAAGUAGGGUAGCUCCAUUGAAGACGGUAUGUUUACCACGUUUGGAGCUUAUUGGAGCCGAGCUACUAGCCAAGCUGGUGAAUUAUAUUCUAUCUGUUUUUGAUUUUGAAAUCGCUCACACCUUCUUGUGGACGGAUUCGUCGAUCGUACUUGGGUGGUUAUCAAAACCUCCAUGGUCUUGGGAGACAUUUGUCGCGAAUCGGACUUCAAGGAUUCAUUCCCUUGUUCCCAAUGCCCAAUGGCGUCAUGUUCCUACUGCCGACAAUCCAGCGGAUCUUGGUACCCGUGGGUGUAGUCCUCGAGAUCUUACGAACUCCAAGCUAUGGUGGAACGGACCAUCGUGGAUGACUGCCACUUCGUCCUCUUGGCCAGAAAUGGUUCCCAUAACACCCCCGGGACCACCGGAGGGACUUGCACAAACCUUUCACAUUGUAUCAGAAGAUUCUGAAAUUUUGAAAAGAUUUUCUUCAUACGAUAGAGCCUUAAGAGUUAUUUCAUAUAUUUAUCGAUUUUAUCACCGGACACAUCCGACAACUAGAUCGACUGCGAAUUUCUCCAGUGUGAGUCUUUGCUACGAGGAGAUUUUGUUUGUGAAGCGAAGGUUAAUACUCACGGCUCAGCAAUACGGGUUCAAGGACGAAUACAAUGCUCUUUCUCAAGGUCUCCAAAUCUCCCCAAAAAGCUCUUUGAGCACAAUUAACCCAUUUCUUGAUGAUGCCAGGAUUAUUAGAAUUAAUGGGCGUUUGUCGCAAUCAACACUUCCAUAUAGCGAACGCCACCCAAUGGUACUUCCAGGCAAUUCAUGGUUUUGCCAUCUUUACCUGUCUCAUCUUCACAAGUUUUUGGCUCACGCAGACUGCACGCUAAUGUGCAGAAUGGUACAGACAGAAUUUUACAUUUCAAGACUGAAACCCCGGGUUAAGUCUAUUAUACGCAAAUGUAAGACGUGUGUUGUGUUCAAACACAAAUCCUGUACCCAAAUGAUGGCACCAUUACCACUUGAUCGGUGUACGAUCUCGCCACCAUUCCAUGUGACCGGCAUAGACUUUGCAGGUCCAUUCGACCUGAAAAGCUCAUAUUUACGCAAAGCUCCUUCGACCAAGGCAUACGUAUCAGUGUUCGUGUGCUUCUCAACGAAGGCCAUACACUUAGAGCCGUGCUCAGAUUUGUCGUCUGUGGCAUUCGAGGCCGCCUUUGCUCGAUUUGUUGGGAGGCGAGGACUACCCCGAAGGGUAGUAUCGGAUAAUGGUCGGAAUUUUGUAGGCGCUAGUAGAGUGCUUCUCAGGGAAUUUUCACAGUUUAUAAAAAAUGCAUCUGCAGAUUUGUCGAAUAGAUAUUCCACGCAUGGUUUCGAAUGGAGCUUCAUACCACCUCACGCCCCACACAUGGGAGGAUUGUGGGAGGCUGCUGUUAGGAGCUUCAAACUCCAUUUUAAAAGGGUAGCAGGUGCCCACAGGUUUACAUUUGAACAAUUUGCCACUAUUUUAGCACGCAUAGAAGGUGUUCUAAAUUCUCGCCCUAUAUCAGCUUUGUCAGAAGACCCUACAGAUUUGAGUGCACUCACACCGGGCCACUUUCUAAAAGGGUCCCCGAUGUUAGCAUUUCCCGAACCGAUAUCUCCAAAUAUUUCUAUGAUAAAUCGAUGGACGAAACUGAAAGCCAUCCACCAUCAGUUCGCGGUACGCUGGAGAGAAGAUUACUUGAAAUCACUUCAGAAACGAUACAAGUGGAAAAACCCGCAAUCUGACGUGAAAAAGGGAGAUCUAGUCGUCGUUAUUGAUGAUUUGCUUCCACCCAGUGAGUGGAAGCUCGGAAGAAUCGAGGAUUCCCAGGCCGGAUCAGAUGGUAAAAUCAUCUAGUAAAAAUCAAUCCCCAAACUCCGAGAUAUAUCGUUGUAUGUUGUGUAAGAGAUUCCACAGCAUAAGUGUAUGUCCAAAAUUUUUUAAGAUGCAACCUGUUGAGAGAUGCCGGACAGUGCGUCAAUUCAAAUACUGUGUGAACUGUCUAGCGAAAAGCCACACAGCCGCCCAAUGUAAAUCAAAAAAUAAAUGUCGCAAAUGUCGUAAUUGCCAUCACACCAUGUUGCACCCAAACAAACCGAUGAUUUACACUGGAACCUCAGUUACGAACACCAAAAGACAACAAAAGAACCAUCCA